This is a messenger RNA of Vanessa atalanta (red admiral), 1839 nucleotides long. Its product is annotated as snRNA-activating protein complex subunit 1-like. Gene Ontology annotation, biological process: snRNA transcription by RNA polymerase II; snRNA transcription by RNA polymerase III. NCBI's taxonomy places the organism in Eukaryota, Metazoa, Arthropoda, Insecta, Lepidoptera, Nymphalidae. The coding region runs from base 194 to 1663 and encodes 489 amino acids. Gene Ontology annotation, molecular function: sequence-specific DNA binding. The record is from RefSeq and is a predicted model, not a curated record. The transcript has 8 exons. Gene Ontology annotation, cellular component: snRNA-activating protein complex.
UAAAAACACUACAACUUACAUAAAACUUAUGAAAAAAACGUUUUAUAACUUAAAAUAUAUUAUGAUUAUAACUUAGUGAUUGUAUACUCUUUAACUAUGAUUAUGUUGUUUCAAACGUAGUGAUCCAGUUUCGGUGUAAUUUGUCAUAUUUCGUACAAUACGGUGUUUAGAAUUUCUUGUUUCAUAAUUAAAAAUGGCACGAUAUGCUCAUAAUAUCCAUCAAGUCCACAUAGCGGACGGCUUUUCUAGUGACUGCGAUGAGCUGAUUCAUAGAUGUUUGAAAUUACAGACAUUACAAUAUCAUUCAUUUUGUGAUAUUUGGAAGGAUCUUAAUUUUGGUAUGAUUUAUCAGGGCAGGAGUUCCGGAGCUGAAAUAGCAGAAUUAUCUGAGGAAGUAAUUCACAUAGCAAAGCAUUAUAUGAUCAAGGACACUAGUAAUUUUGAGGAAUCCGUAGCUGGCCUCUUCUUAGUUUACGGUCUUUUAACCCUGCAGCCAUUUAGUGGCUUUGCAUGUCUUCGUUUAAUACCCGAAGACGUGGCGUCCAUAAACAGGAUACAAGUUGUCGCGAGACGAGAGCGAAGGUUAGAUGUCCUCUUCAUAUUGGGCGAGGUUCUGGUUAAGUAUACCCAAUACCAUGUAGCCGAACGUGAUCGAGGAAUGGAAUCGGUAUUAAGAAAAUAUCUAGAGGGAUACACAAGUAUAGACAAGUUGGGGGUAAGACCUCGAGGAGUGUUCUAUCGACAAAAUGAAGAGUUAGACAUUAUCAGGGACGUUGGAUCCAUUACCAGACAAUAUACUCGUGCGAAAAAUUCCCUCAUAGGUCCCGGUAAACGGGACGCGAGUCUUCAAUAUAUAAAUGAAAACUUGGCAUCUGAGCUCAACACUUCAUUGAAGAGAAUCAUCAACGGCAUCAUUGAUAACGAAAAGAACGACGAUGAUGAUGAUGACGACGAUGAAGAAACUACGAUCGACCAUUAUGAUAAUGUGCAGGCCAUCAAAUCUAGAGCAAUGACUAACACGGUUAAUUCCAUUAAACAUCUAACACGGAUCGAGGAAAGGCAAGCGGCUACCAAAAGUCCGCAGAAGAAAAGCGAUCUCAAAGUACCAACCGGUAAAAUUAAAACAGGCAGCCCUACCAAACCUGUCACUACACCGAGAAGACGAAAAGCUGAACCAAAGUCAAGGAAUAAAAAAUGUAAAACGGCGAAUAAAUCAAAAGUCGAUGACCAGGAAACCAUUGAUAUAGAUCUUGAAUCUUUUCAAAAAGGAGUCUUUGUCGACAAUAUCGCCGAAGAAUUUGGAAUGGAAAUUAUGCGAGAACAAGAUUUGAAAAUAGAAGAUUUAACGGAAUCGACGCAAACAGAAGUUAUUGACAAGGCAAAGAAAACUGGUGUGAACGAGACGGAAAAUAAUGCUGAUGAAUCUGACGUCACAGGCGAAGACUUAAGGAGUACACCUUCGAAUUCUACAAGCACAAAGAUAACUAAGACUUUUAAAAGAAAACGUAAAGACGAUAUGCCGGUUCAAAUUCAAGGAAUGGAAUUUUCUGAUCCAAACGAAACAAGAAAAAAAAUACCACGAGAUUUGAAACGAACUAAAUUAAAAUCGAAAUUCAAAAGAAUGGGAAUGCUACCCGUUGCCAAUUUUAAUGAACAAAAAUGACGUUUAGAAGUCACAGUCGCUUGAAAUUGAUAAAACUAAUAAUUAAUUAAUAUCAAUCAGAUAUUCAUUAUUAAACCGAUUUAAUCAAGUAUUUUUUAUAUACACUUUGCAUAUAAAAGUACUGAAAUGACUUGUCAAUACAGCAAUUAUAUUGUGAGGCACAUUAUAAAUACGGA